Messenger RNA from Cotesia congregata, 1152 nucleotides. NCBI's taxonomy places the organism in Eukaryota, Metazoa, Arthropoda, Insecta, Hymenoptera, Braconidae. The record is from the annotation of a GenBank genome assembly.
UGGGUGAUUGAAUUAUUGGGAAGUUGGCCUCUAAACAGAACAAUUAAACAGACAGUGUUAUUUAUCGGAGCUAUUACUUACUACGUGAUCCAUCUGUCAAUGUCGUGCACUGCCUUGAUAAAUGUUCUGGGAAGCCUCGAACUAAUGACAGCGAAUCUGAUGGAGACCACGGUGCAAAUUAUAUCAUUGAUUAGGUUGAUAUAUUUAAAGCUCUCUCCCAGUGUUAAAGAAUCGAUUAUUAGCAUUCAGCAAACUUUAGACACUCAAAAGUGUGAUAAUACUUCAGAGGAAAAAAUUUACGGUUAUUAUUUGUCUAUUGCUAAAAGGUAUUACUCAGUACUGAUGACUUUUUCGGCAACUACGUCUUUUAUGUUCUAUUUGAGGCCUCUUCCUGAAUGCUUUUUAGCUUUGAAUUUAAUUUUAACAAUAUCUUUCUGUCUAAAAUCAAAAGGGCUCAACAAUCAACCAGUUGUUUUAAAACCACCGUACGAAAUAAUUUACGUUUGCUUCAACCUAACUUCUAUCGAACAAGUAAUUAUCGCCUACAUUUACCAAGCACCGAUGUCUUUUCUCCCAUUGGGGUACAUCGCAAUAAUCAAUCUAAAAUUGCUCAUUAUUACAAAUAUUUGUUCGCAACUGGGCGUACUUUCUUACAGGAUCAGAAAUUUGAGAACUAUCGGAAAUGAUAAAAUAUUCGGUAGCAUCGUAAGGAAUCACUUAAAACUUUGGAGGUUGGUGAAAAAUAUUGACAACGCUUGGACAUUGAUUUUCUGUUUUGAACUGAUGUUGUCAACUCUUUUGUGUUCUUUCGUUUCUUAUGGUGCAUUAUUGGCGAUUACUGUCGGGGAAUCAGUAGUGACGGUGAGCUUGAUUACUUAUGUUAUUUCUUCUCUGUUGAUUUUGUUUUCUAAUUGUCUGAUGGGAGAGAUGCUCAAGUUCGAAAGCGAAAAUUUUGAAAAUGCACUCUACUGCCUCGAAUGGUACGACAUGUCAAUUAGUAAUAAGCGCGCCUUAUUAAUUUGUAUGACCAGGGCUUUGUUUCCACUGCAAUUGACCGCUGGAAAAUUUUAUAUUUAUUCAUUCAAUGUCUACACUCAGAUCGUAAAAUUUGCAAUGGGAGUUGUUUCUUUGUUUCGAACAUUAUCAGUAUAA